ACCCGGGAGCAGGUCACUGUUCGCAAUUUCCUGGAGUCAUGCCUGCUAUUGUCAACCUCCUCUUCAACGUGGUCUCCACCAACACCACCAUCUCCUUCACAGUGGUGCUGCCGAUGGUGAGCCUGAUCUCUCUUUUCGCAGGGGUCGGAGGUCACCUCCUGCUCUGGCUGGUGCUGGUGAGAAACCCCCGGAGACGCUCCAAACCAAGCUCCAUCCUGCUCCUCAAUCUCAGCCUGGCAGACCUGGGAGCCUUGCUAACACUGCCCUGUGUGCUUCUGAGUGCCAGCUUCCAGAACUGGCAGCUUGGAGGCGGGACCUGCAUUCUGCUUGGAUUCAUGACUUCGGUGACAGUAGGAGUGGAAAUCUUCAGCCUGGCAGCGUUGGCAGUGCUGAGGUAUCGAAUUGUUGCACCACGGAUGAGGCUGCCGGCUAGUCUGACGCAAGUACUGUGCACUGUGGUGGCCAUUUGGGUGGUCUCGAUAGCCAUGGCCUUGCCGAAGGUCACUUACAUCAACUUUGACGGUGGCUGCACGUGGUCGGUUGGUCGAGAAGAGUGGCUGUUUUUCCUGGUGCCUGCCUUCCUGGUGUACUACGUGGCCCCCCUGUUCUGCAUCGCCAUCAACUGCGGCCUCAUCAUCUCUCACCUCCACCGCUGCAGAGGCAGCCUGGUUGCCAACAGACGCAACAAGAAAGCCACCGCCCUGCUAAUUGGUUCAACGCUGGUGUUUGCAGUUAGCUGGCUGCCAUAUUAUGCACUUGAGUUUGUCAAUGUUUUGUCACCUUACAUUAGUUCAGCAGCUUCUCCCACGAGCAGAGUAGAUGUCGGGCCAGCUUCCCCGUUGCCUACUUUUAAUUCACCGGUCACUCCGUCCGGGUCCGGUGAACAAGCCGUGCCGAGGGUCACACUGUUGUGGGAAGUAGCCUCUCUGGCGGCCAUUUUGUUGGUGUGCCUGGCUCCAUGCUGGAACCCUCCGCUCUACUUCCUGCUGUCACGCCCGGCUGUACAUCAGCUGAAAGCUCUCCUGCCCUCGUUCUUCCAAGAGCAGUUGGGGAGAAAACCUGUGCAGCACUGGCGUAUCGCUCCGGCUCCACCCCUGUGUCUGUCAACACCUCACGCAGCCCCGAACUCACCCAAUCGUCAGAGCUUGACACGCCGACUGACUCAAUGAAGAUCGCAACAGCUGUGCACACUCACGUUCCCCCAUGAAAUCCAGCUCACAUGUGCCAUCCAUGAAACGCUAAAUCCAAACACAUGAUUCACAGGAUGCUCUGUGCGUGUAGUUACUGAGUAUGCUCAUGGCUAUUGGCAACAAUAAGCUCUCACGUUGUGUCAUAAUUAGAACACAUUCUAGGCCUUAAACCGAGUUUAUGUCCCUCACGAUACCAGAUGCACUUAGCAACUUUGCUGUCUGGUCUAUUCCAGCUAGAAGAGGAAAAGGGCUGGAAAUCAAGCUGAAAGAAAAUAAAAACUGAAAAGCCAAACAAAGCAAUUUCCUGUUAUAUCACAGCUCAUAUCGUCAUUUAUUUUUGGGUCACUGAACUUAAAUAUAAGCUCACACAUGGGAAUUGAACCUUAGCAACAUGCCUUUUUGGUGCUGGAGGGCAUCAGCUAAACUUGUCCUGACUAACUCAACCCAUCCAAGCAAACCAGAACUCCCCAGAGAGUUUUUACACACAAGCCCCGGUCUGCAACGUAAAAGCAUCCAAUGGGUGGAGUAAACGGCCUCUGCAUUGUGGAAGAUUGGCUUUGCUUUUUUGCUAAAUAUUAGAUAUAGAAAUUCAUUACAGCCAUUCAUCCUACUAUGCAGUAUAACCUUGUAACACCAUUACAGAGAUUUCUAACAGAGCUGGGAAACGGCAGACGAUGCCUCUUUAGAAAUCUCAAUGAAAAGCCCGGAGGCAGCAGAUUCCGGAUUCAAUCAUGGCAAUAACCUUAGUGAAAAGAGGGCCCUUUGACAUUGGCACAUGUUAAAAGACACCGGCUUGUCUAGUUCUGAACCUGAAUGCUGAGAAGUGCAUGUUAAAAAGGGAUUUGACACCAAGUAUUGGAUCUGCU
Messenger RNA from Fundulus heteroclitus (mummichog), 2056 nucleotides. Its product is annotated as somatostatin receptor type 1. Gene Ontology annotation, biological process: G protein-coupled receptor signaling pathway. NCBI's taxonomy places the organism in Eukaryota, Metazoa, Chordata, Actinopteri, Cyprinodontiformes, Fundulidae. The transcript has 3 exons. The record is from RefSeq and is a predicted model, not a curated record. Gene Ontology annotation, cellular component: membrane. Gene Ontology annotation, molecular function: G protein-coupled receptor activity. Bases 39 to 1169 code for a protein of 376 amino acids.